AUGUCUUCUGUUAAAAGCCCUUCGCACGGGCUUAAAAAUGAUGAGAUUCGGGGUCAAGCCUCUGAAAUCUUAGGCAGGCACAAUCUUGAGAAACAACUGGCUCAAAGCAAUUUCAAAAGCAAUGACGCACUCAAUCAAGUUGAGGACCUAGAAACUAUGGAACUUUAUUCACGAGCAAGGAGGCAAGAAGAAGAGAUCCUCUCCCUCCGUGAACAGAUUGCAGCUUCCUGUUUGACGGAGUUACAGCUUUUGAAUGAGAAAUGCAAACUAGAGAGAGAAUUUUCGGAAUUAAGAAUGGCAAUUGAUGACAAGCAAAAUGAAGCCAUCACAUCUGCCUCUAAUGAUCUGGCUCGAAGGAAAGGUUAUCUAGAAGAAAAUUUAAAACUUGCCCAUGAUUUGAAAGUUGCGGAGGACGAGAGAUAUGUCUUUAUGUCAUCUAUGCUUGGAUUGCUGGCAGAAUAUGGUCUGUGGCCUCGUGUUAUGAAUGCCUCUUCAGUAUCCAACUAUGUAAAGCAUUUACAUGAUCGAUUACAAUGGAGGAUUCGGAAUUCGCAUGAUAGAAUUGGAGAGAUAACUUCUGGGCUAGAUAACCAUGCAGAUAAUGGUAAUCAUAUUGUUGAAAGUCCGGGUUCUGCACAUUUGACGAAUCAUACUCAUAAUGAAUUCAUGUUUCAGCAUAACUUUCCCCAGCAAAAUCAAAUUGACAAUGAACAAAAUCAACCAAUGAGCAAUAUGACAGGAUAUGUAAACCCAGAUGUAAAAGGAGCAUUCAAAAGGGUCAACUAUCAGGAUAUUUCUCAUGCUGAUAGGGACCUAUCUUCUUUCCGACAUGGUUCUAUUGAUCAAAUUGGUAGACAAGAGAGAACUAGUGACAGAACAUUUGUAAAUGGCAAUAGCAACAUGUAUCAACCUUCACAUGAGCAUGACGAGACUGCUUCCUCUGUCUCUGAGGAUGGCCCUGGCAUUGAGAAUUUUCAAAUUUGUGGUGAUGCUAUUCCUGGAGAAAAACUUCUUGGAUGUGGAUAUCCAGUCCGUCGAACUUCUCUUUGUAUGUUUCAGUGGGUUCGGCAUCUUCAGGAUGGCACUAGGCAGUACAUUGAAGGAGCCACAAAUCCAGAGUAUGUAGUUACAGCUGAUGAUGUUGAUAAAUUGAUAGCGGUUGAGUGUAUUCCAAUGGAUGAUAAAGGCCGUCAGGGAGAGAUAGUGAGACUUUUUGCUAAUGACCAAAACAAAAUAACAUGCGACCCGGAAAUGCAGCAUGAGAUUGACACAUUCCUGUCUAAAGGAGAAGCAAUCUUCAGUGUUCUACUUCUGAUGGAUUCUUCUGAAAAUUGGGAACAAGCAACUCUAUUCUUAAGACGAUCAGGAUACCAAAUUAAGAUAAAUGGUACUGAAGCUCCAGUAGUUGCUGAGAAAUUCUCAAAGGACUUAUCGAUUAAAGUUCCGUGUGGUCUCUCAAAACAAUUUGUGUUAACAUGCUCGGACGGAUCUUCUCAUCCUCUAAGCACAUUUAAUGCCCGAAUGCGAGACACGCUUGUGUUAACCAUGCGAAUCUUCCAGAGUAAGGUAUUGGAUGACAAAAGGAAAGGAAGAGCAUGA
Molecule: messenger RNA, 1599 nt
Organism: Vicia faba (fava bean)
Lineage: Eukaryota; Viridiplantae; Streptophyta; Magnoliopsida; Fabales; Fabaceae
Source: the annotation of a GenBank genome assembly